This is a messenger RNA of Anguilla anguilla (European eel), 2225 nucleotides long. RefSeq names its product transmembrane protein 26b (gene tmem26b). The record is from RefSeq and is a predicted model, not a curated record. The transcript has 6 exons. Bases 456 to 1388 code for a protein of 310 amino acids. NCBI's taxonomy places the organism in Eukaryota, Metazoa, Chordata, Actinopteri, Anguilliformes, Anguillidae.
UCGGACUAAUUGGCCGCGUAUGUUAUGGUCCAUGGUUAUAAUACCUAAUGUAAUGGUAAUCUAUUUGCAAUCUGCAUUUUAGGAGGUAUAGCCUAUAUGCUUAGGAAAAUUCAGCAUUAACCUAACCGAGACGAUAUCAUACGUUCAUUUGGAACAGUCUGACAACGAAUCAACGUGCAUCCGAAUAGUUUUUAGCUUCCUCGAACCAUAUCGCAGCAAUUUUUCUAUCUUGUAUUUUGUGUCCAGCGGAGGGGAGGAUGUAGAUGAGACCUAGACCUAACUUUCCCCUUGAAAAACGGGGACUUCUGUCAAGGGGCGGCGCUUGUGCUUUCAUUUUUUUUCCUGGAGGGUUACAGAAAUAACGGGACACAGUAGGAGGUUUGAGGUUGCAUUUGAGGUUGUGGAUAGUCUACAUACUUUAUAGACUAGUCUACCGUGUUUACAUAGCCUACAAUAUGAUCCUGGUUAGUUUUAUAUGCGCAAUUGUUACCAGAUCAUUGUUCAUUCUUGUUUCGCUCAUUUCUGUCUUAAGAGUGACAUUGGUUACAAAUAAUUGCCGGUAUUGGUUUCUGACCUUUUUGUUCUUGCCUCUGAUUGUCGAAAUGUUUUUCACUUUGAAAAGAAGAAAAGGAAAUGGCUACAAGUGGUUUUCGCCACCUCUCUUGCUAUUUCUCAUGAGCAUUAUACCAUCUAUGUGGAUUUUGGAAUUAGACGACCACAUGAAUAAAACAAAUGAUCUUCAGUGCCGGAAACUGAACUCAGCCAAGAAUUGGAAAAGCAUUAUAAAUUCCCUUAUAAACAGCCCCAUGAAAAAUGACACCUCUGAGGACCCUUUAAAAUUGCUGUCUUCUGUGUGCGCUGAUGACUGGAUUCUAGUCCUGCAUGAGAGCCUCCUGGUCCUGCUUAUUGUGGGGAAGUGGCUGCUGCCCCUCGGAGGUGGGGUGACCCGGGACAAGCUCGCACAGCUUCUCCUCAGCUUUGUGGGAACCGCCGCUGACAUACUGGAGUUCACUAACGAGACGCUCUCAGACAUAAAGGACCACAGUUCUAAACUGGUCUAUCUCAUUUUGGCAGUGUGGACAUGGAGCAUGCUUCAGUUUCCUUUUCAUCUGUCAGUGGUGAAAUCAACAGAAGACGAAUAUUGUGAGGAUCAGAGUGACUCUCUUCUGAAGAAGCAUGGAACUGAAAUCUGGAACAUCAUGCAGAGUCUCUUUAUCCAGGACGGACCCUUCCUUUUGGUCCGGCUGAUGGUCAUGAUCUACUUUGAGGUCUUGCAUCCAAUGCUGGUCUUCUUCACUGUCAAGAAUCUUCUGAUGAUAUUACUGAACCUGUACUACCUGGUUGUCAUAUGCCAGGAUUACAGAUCAUCUGCCUUGCAGGUCACAUGAGAGGGAGUUGUGGACUUGCUCACAAGAGUCAAGAAUCAAACACGAGUCAAGAGUCAAACACAUACUGAAUCCAAACACAACCGCCAAAAUGAUCAGAUAAGAUCUGUACUAUUUUUUCCGGUGAACAUAUCCGAGUUCACAAGCAGUCUAAACAGCAUAAAAGCAGAAAUAGUCAUUUUGGCAGAAUCAUCUCAAAUGGUUGUACUUCCCUUUUAAAGAAUGUGUUGUUGAAUUUAAGCUGGCUGAUACUCUUUAUAUGGGAGCACCAAUCUGAAGUGAGCAUUUUUCUGUAGAUUAUUUUCAAGAAGAUGAGUGUGAGUAAGAAUCAGGGUGAUAUGUCUGCCAAACACUCAGUUGAGCCUCGACACAGCACCAUCCCUGUUAAUUAAAGGCAUAUGAGCUAGUGAAUCCGAGAACACAAUCAUUGUUAAGGCUGGUGGAUUUAAAAAAAUCUUUUUUCAUAGGUCGCUUGGUGUGGCUGAUUUGUAGGGGAGCCCCGUACUCUAAUAAGUGACAUUAUGUAAUAUAUUAAGGUAGAGAAAUUCUGUAACUCCCUUUGAGCCUCUGACAAAGUCAAGAUCAGAAUGGAGAAUAGAAUAGAACAAAAUAACUGUUUCUCCCAAGGUGAACUUCAGGCAUAUGACAAUCAUACAUUACAUUCACAAUGAUCAGAGCUGUCUAAAGGUCUUGGGUGGAGGACCCCCCCCAUUUCCUGACAUUAUUGGGAAUUAAUUCAAAUCUGUCUGUGUUUGUUUUCUGUGUCCCCUGGGGAGGGGGGUUCAAGUAAGGCGGAGUUGUGGAAGGGAGGGGGUUUGGGUAGGGGGUGAGGGAGUUGUA